Messenger RNA from Trichobilharzia szidati, 1098 nucleotides. The record is from the annotation of a GenBank genome assembly. NCBI's taxonomy places the organism in Eukaryota, Metazoa, Platyhelminthes, Trematoda, Strigeidida, Schistosomatidae.
AUGUCAUCUGAUUCAAGUGAUGUAAAAGAUCUGAUAACGAAAGCAGAAAAAUGCUUAAAAACAUCAUUAUUAAAACGCACUCCUGAUUAUGAUGGUGCAAUUGACUAUUACAGUAAAGCAGCACUGAUUUUCAGAAAUCGUAAACAGUUGAAAGAAGCUGCUGAAACGUAUAAAAAGGUUGCUGAAUUACACUUUAAGCAUGGAUCUUAUUUUCAUUGUGCAAAAAAUUAUGAAACAGCAUCUCUAAUGUAUCGUGAUUUAAAGGAUUUUUCACAAAUGGCAUCAUUAAUUGCUGAAGCAGGCCUAUUAUUACGUCGUAAUGGUACACCUGACUCAGCAUCCUAUGUUUAUGAACGUGCUGCAAAAUGUCUUGAAGAACCGCUACCAGAAAAAGCUGCAGAAUUUUAUGAAAAAUCUGCUGAUGCCUGUGAGAUAGAAGAGAAAUUUCACGAGGCUGCAUCUCAGGCGAACAAUGCUGCUCGUUUAUGGGUUCGAUUGAAACGUUUCAACGAUGCUGAACGACUGCUUCGUCUAUACAUUGACUACAUAACAAGAGGUCAUUCAGAUUCUUCUGCUAGCGUGGCUAGUGGUUUCAGUGAUACAAAUGCUGCUGCAAAACUAUGCGGUCGUGCAGCAACUGUCCUUGUACUGAUUAAAUUGUAUAUGGAGGAUGAAGUGGCAGCCAAUAAAAUUUUCAAUGAAGCUGUCCAGCGAUGGAGGUUUUCAGAAGCUGAAGAAUACUUUGCAGUAAAACGGUUACUUGUUGCUGUUGAAAAUAUGGAUAAAAAAGCGUGUUUACUGGCUAUAAAGGAUCAGUGUUUUCGAAUUCUUGAUCUAGAUUAUGCACGUUUAGCAAAAGAAAUCAAAUUCCCCUAUCCUGACAAUGCUGAAGAAACACAGAAUACAAGUACCAAUAAUAAUAAUGUCGGCCUACCAAUGAUGAACACAGGGAAUACUGGCUGGAGUACUUCAGCUGAAGCCAAUCCAACUACUGCUACUACUACUACUACAGACAAACAAUAUAAAGAUAACAACCAGUCAGAGGGAGUAGGUGGUGGUGAUGGCGGUGAACAAGAAGAUGAAGAGGAUAUCUGCUAG